Molecule: messenger RNA, 2256 nt
Organism: Diaporthe citri
Lineage: Eukaryota; Fungi; Ascomycota; Sordariomycetes; Diaporthales; Diaporthaceae
Exons: 7
Coding region: 1-2256 (751 amino acids)
Biological process (GO): hydrogen peroxide catabolic process; response to oxidative stress
Cellular component (GO): cytosol
Molecular function (GO): catalase activity; heme binding
Source: RefSeq, a predicted model, not a curated record
AUGUGCAGACCAACGUUAUGGCUCGUGGUCGUGGCCUUCGCGACCCUAGGGUCUUCUGUAUGCCCCAUGAUGGAUGGCAACAGCGACCCAGCCACACUCCGCGCGAGACAAGCUCAGUCAGCGCCCCCGGGAGGGAACGCGGAAUUCCUAGACCAGUUCUCGAUAGACGACACGGGCGCCUUCCUGACCUCGGAUGCCGGUGGGCCCAUAGAAGACCAGGCAAGCUUAAGGGCUGGUGCUCGAGGACCCACGGUCCUGGAAGAUUUCAUGCUCCGCCAAAAGAUCAUGCACUUUGAUCACGAGAGGGUACCCGAACGAGCUGUGCACGCCCGUGGUGCCGGUGCAUUCGGUACAUUCACAUCUAAUGGCGACUGGAGUAAUAUUACCUCUGCUUCAUUUCUCAGCGCGCAAGGAAAGCGCACCUCGACGUUUGUGCGCUUCUCUACGGUGGCUGGUUCAAGGGGCAGUGCGGACCUGGCCAGGGACGUACACGGAUUUGCCACUCGAUUCUACACAGACGAGGGCAAUUUCGACAUUGUUGGCAACAACGUCCCGGUCUUCUUCAUCCAGGACGCUAUUCAGUUCCCAGAUCUCGUCCACUCCGUGAAGCCGAGUCCGGAUAACGAAAUUCCUCAAGCUGCUACCGCUCAUGACUCUGCGUGGGAUUUCUUCAGUUCUCAGCCGUCUACCCUCCACACCCUGAUGUGGGCCAUGUCCGGUUUCGGCAUCGUCCGCUCUUACCGUCACAUGGAUGGCUUUGGAGUCCACACUUUCCGAAUGGUCACCGAUGAUGGCACUUCCAGACUUAUCAAGUGGCACUGGAAGUCAAAGCAGGGCAAGGCAAGCUUCCUCUGGGAAGAGGCUCAGGUCUUAAAUGGGAAGAACGCCGACUUCCACCGCCUCGACCUCUGGAAUGCGAUCGCGUCCGGAAAUGGGCCUGAGUGGGACCUCGCUGUCCAGAUCGUGGACGAAAGCCAAGCCGAGGCCUUUGGCUUCGAUAUGCUUGACCCUACAAAGAUCCUUCCCGAGGAACUGGCACCUCUCCAGGUAUUGGGCACGAUGAAGCUGGAUGUAAACCCAACCAACUAUUUUGCCGAAGUGGAGCAAGUCAUGUUCCAGCCCGGGCACAUCGUUCGGGGCAUUGACUUCACCGAGGAUCCUCUCCUACAAGGCCGUAUCUUCUCUUACCUCGAUACUCAGCUCAACCGUCAUGGUCAGAAUUUCGUCCACAAGAACAUCUUCCCCUAUACCCCAAGUGCGCUGAGCGGAGGAAUCCCCAUGCAGGCCAAUGCAACCCAGGGACGGGGUUUCAUGACAUCUCCACAGAGACAAGUCGGCGGCAACCUCGUGCGGGCCCUGUCUCCGAGCUUCAACGACCACUGGAGCCAGCCUCGCCUGUUCCUGAACUCGCUCACGCCCCCGGAGCAGCAAAUUCUCGUCAACGCGAUCCGCUUCGAAACGAGCAACGUCAAGUCCCCCGUCGUGCGCCAGAACAUCGUCACGCAGCUCAACCGGAUCUCCAACGACCUCGCUGGGCGUGUCGCCACCGCCCUUGCCAUCCCAAAACCAGCACCGGAGCCGACGUUCUACCACGACAACAAGACGACCGGGCUAAACAUCUUUGGCGUGCCACUCCCCACGAUCGCCACCCUGACCGUCGGGAUCUUGGCGAGCACCGCGAACCCAGCCUCAGUGCAGCAGGCGACAGCCAUCCAGCAGCGCCUAUCUCAGAACGGCGUCGUGGCCACCAUCGUCGGUGAGUCCCUCACCCAAGGGAUAGCAGCGACGUACUCGCAGUCCGACGCCUCAGGCUUCGACGGCAUCGUGGUGGCAGAGGGUGCCGAGGGCCUCUUCCAGCCCUUCCUGCAGAACACAUUGUUCCCGCUCGGUCGGCCCAGCCAGAUGCUUAUCGACGGCUACCGGUGGGGCAAGCCCGUCGGCGCCGUCGGCACGGGCUCGGCCGCGCUGGCUAUGGCGGGCAUCCCGACCACCCCGGGCGUCAUUACCAAUGUCGCGGACGUGGAGACGUUGGCCACGCAGAUGGAGGAUGGCCUCAGGACGUUCAGAUUCUUGGACCGUUUCCCGCUGGACACGUCUACCGCGCAGGCCAACAACGCUCCCUCUGGGAGUACGGCGUCUGGGGCGACGCUUGCCCAGGCUGUGACUGCGGGCGGGUCCCGGCGCGUUGUCAGCUCGGCUGGUGUGUUUGUCGGUUUCGUGGUGGUCGUGUCUGCCUGGGUGUCCCCUGCUCUGUGA